Molecule: messenger RNA, 2506 nt
Organism: Labrus mixtus (cuckoo wrasse)
Lineage: Eukaryota; Metazoa; Chordata; Actinopteri; Labriformes; Labridae
Product: probable cyclin-dependent serine/threonine-protein kinase DDB_G0292550
Exons: 4
Coding region: 1-2370 (789 amino acids)
Source: RefSeq, a predicted model, not a curated record
AUGACAGGCCCCAUGGAGGACAUCAACGAGCACACAGCAAAGGAUACAGAACAGGUACAGUCAGAGAGCAUCCCAACUUCAGUCAGUGCAGAAAAGACGAGUCAGCAGAACAAACUAAGAGCAAAGAAGCUCCUCCGCCAUGAUGAGAAUCUGUGUCUUCUUUCUUCUGUUAGUUGCUUCAAGCAACGGACAGACAACAACCACAGCUGCUCCAACAACAUCCACAGCUGCUCCAACAACAACCACAGCUGCUCCAACAACAACCACAGCUGCUCCAGCAACAACCACAGCUGCUCCAACAACAACCACAGCUGCACCAACAACAACCACAGAUGCUCCAACAACAACCACAGCUGCUCCAACAACGACCACAGCUGCACCAACAACGACCACGGCUGCUCCAACAACAACCACAGCUGCUCCAACAACGACCACAGCUGCUCCAACAACCACAGCUGCUCCAACAACAACCACAGCUGCACCUACAACAACCACAGCUGCUCAAACAACAACCACAGCUGCCCCAACAACAACCACAGAUGCUCCAACAACAACCACAGCUGCUCCAACAACAACCGCAGCUGCACCAACAACGACCACAGCUGCUCCAACAACAACCACAGCUGCUCCAACAACGACCACAGCUGCUCCAACAACGACCACGGCUGCUCCAACAACAACCACAGCUGCUCCAACAACGACCACAGCUGCUCCAACAACAACCACAGCUGCUCCAACAACAACCACAGCUGCACCUACAACAACCACAGCUGCUCAAACAACAACCACAGCUGCCCCAACAACAACCACAGAUGCUCCAACAACAACCACAGCUGCUCCAACAACGACCGCAGCUGCACCAACAACGACCACAGCUGCUCCAACAACAACCACAGCUGCUCCAACAACGACCACAGCUGCUCCAACAACAACCACAGCUGCUCCAACAACAACCACAGCUGCACCUACAACAACCACAGCUGCUCCAACAACAACCACUUCUGCUGCAACAACAACCACAGCUGCUCCAACCACAACCACAGCUGCUCCAACAACAACCACAGCUGCUCCAACAACAACAACAGCUGCUGCAACAACAACCACAGCUGCUCCAACCACAACCACAGCUGCCCCAACAACAACCACAGCUGCUCCAACAACGAUCACAGAUGCUCCAACAACAACCACAGCUGCUCCAACAACGACCACAGCUGCACCAACAACGACCACAGCUGCUCCAACAACAACCACAGCUGCUCCAACAACGACCACAGCUGCUCCAACAACAACCACAGCUGCUCCAACAACAACCACAGCUGCACCUACAACAACCACAGCUGCUCAAACAACAACCACAGCUGCCCCAACAACAACCACAGAUGCUCCAACAACAACCACAGCUGCUCCAACAACAACCACAGCUGCCCCAACCACAACCACUUCUGCUCCAACAACAACCACUUCUGCUGCAACAACAACCACAGCUGCUCCAACAACGACCACAGCUGCUCCAACCACAACUACAGCUGCUCCAACAACAACCACAGCUGCUACAACAACGACCACAGCUGCACCAACAACAACCACAGCUGCUUCAACCACAACCACAGCUGCCCCAACAACAACCACUUCUGCUCCAACAACAACCACUUCUGCUGCAACAACAACCACAGCUGCUCCAGCAACAACCACAGCUGCUCCAACAACAACCACAGCUGCACCAACAACAACCACAGAUGCUCCAACAACAACCACAGCUGCUCCAACAACGACCACAGCUGCACCAACAACGACCACAGCUGCUCCAACAACAACCACAGCUGCUCCAACAACGACCACAGCUGCUCCAACAACAACCACAGCUGCUCCAACAACAACCACAGCUGCACCUACAACAACCACAGCUGCUCAAACAACAACCACAGCUGCUCCAACAACUACCACAGCUGCAGAAACAACAACCACAGCUACCCCAACAACAACCACAGUUGCCCUAACAACAACCACAGCUGCAACAACAACAACCACAGCUGCUCCAACAUCAACCACAGCUGCCCCAACAACGACCACAGCUGCUCCAACAACAACCACAGCUGCUCCAAGAACAACCACAGCUGCCCCAACAACAACCACAGCUGCUCCGACCACAGCUACUCUAACAACAACAACCACAGCUGCUCCAACAACAACCACAGCUGCCCCAGCAACAACAACCACAGCUGCUCCAACAAUAACCACAGCUGCUCCAACAACAACCACAGCUGCCCCAGCAACAAGCACAGCUGCCCCAGCAACUACCACAGCUGCUUCAACACCAACCACAGCUGCUUCAGGAGCCGCCAACAAUGUGCCCGGAGCAACCACAGCUAAAGCAGCAACCAACAAUGCAGCCGGAGCAACCACAGCUUCAGCAGCAACCAACAAUGUUGCCGGAGCAACCACAGCUUCAGCAGCAACCAACAAUGCAGCCGGAGCAACCACAGCUUCAGCAGCAACCAAUAAUGCA